Rodentolepis nana is the source of this 311-nucleotide messenger RNA. Lineage: Eukaryota; Metazoa; Platyhelminthes; Cestoda; Cyclophyllidea; Hymenolepididae. The record is from the annotation of a GenBank genome assembly.
CAGGGUGCUCGUCAGUGGACCAAAUACUGCCUCACUCGCUCAGCCGGCAAGGUCUACAAGCAUGCACGAAGUCCACAAUCCUACUGCCUCUCACUCCAACAAUCCCGUCUCAGCAGUUCCAACACCUGUCCCACCUCUACCCAAAACCUUCUCCCUACAAACGCUCCAGGGAGGGAGUAUUGUGGGACACGUUAUCGCUGUGUGCGUCAUCGUAUGCCUGCAUGUCUGCUCGCCAGGAUUGGGAGGUACGACCGUACAACUCUGUGUGCAGCGACCGUACAAACAGUGGCCAAUCAUUAACCUCUAUUUAA